UCUCUUCGAUGCUUCUAAACAAUUGCUUCUCAAAAAACAAUCUUUUAUCAGUGACUGAUCAAAACAAAAAAAAAAUGACUCAGUUUGCUUAUCAUGCAUUUUUGAGCUUGGCAACCAAAAUAGGCAUGUCCUUUGGAGAUCAUCUACUUUCAGCUUUAUCAAAUGCUGGUAUUCGCACAUUCAGGGUUGAUGAACUUGAGAUAGAUGAAAAGGGAUGCAAAGAAUUGCAGAAAACAAUUCAAGAAUCAAGAAUUCUCGUUGUUGUCUUCACUAAAGAGUAUACCUCUUCAGAGAGGUGCCUUGAUGAACUUGUGUUUAUACUUGAGAGUAAGAGAGCUUUUCGACGUUUCGUUCUGCCUGUUUUUUAUGAUGUGGAUCCGUCAGAGGUCAGGAAACAAAAAGGGAGUUUUGAACAAGAUUUUUUAAUGUAUGAAGAGAGAUUUAAAUCCGGGACCGAAGGAAGGAGACUGGAAUGGUUGCAGAAGGUGAAGGAAUGGAAGGCUGCUCUAACAGAAGUUGCUGAUUUGGGAGGAAUGGUCUUACAGAAUAAAUCUGAUGGGUGUGAGUCAAAGUUUAUUCAAGAGAUUGUGAAGGUGGUUGCAGGAAAACUAAAUCGCGCAGUUUUAAGUGUUGCUCUCCAUCCAGUUGGAAUAGAUUCUCGAGUUAGAGACAUCAAUCUCUGGUUGCAAGAUGGAUCAACUAGUAUUGAUAUUAUGGCUAUAUAUGGGAUGGGAGGUAUAGGUAAAACUACACUAGCCAAGACUGCUUACAAUCUGAACUUUGACAAAUUUGAUGGCAGCAGCUUUCUUGCUGAUGUAAAUAAAACUUCAGAAAGACAUGAUGGUCUUGUAAGUCUACAAAGACAACUUCUUUCAAAUGUUCUGGGGAAGAAGGUUGAGAAGAUAUACAAUGUCGAUGAAGGAGUCAGCAAGAUUCAAGAGGCCAUUCGUUGCAGAAGAAUUCUUCUUGUUCUCGAUGAUGUGGACGAUAGAGAUCAGUUAAAUGUUGUACUUGGGAUGCGAGAAUGGUUUUAUCCGGGUAGUAAAAUUAUCAUUACAACCAGAAAUCAGCACCUAUUUGAUGCUAGUGAGGUCUACAGAUGUAAGAUGUAUAAGGUCACGCCAUUGAAUGCUCAAGAAUCAAUUCGAAUCUUCAGUUUGUAUGCUUUUGGAAAAGAACAACCUUCAGAAGAUCACAAGGACCUUUCAGAAAAUGUGAUACUUCAUUGUAAAGGGAUUCCUUUGGCUCUCAAAGUUUUAGGUUCUUCUCUUUGUGACAGAAGUAUAGAGGUGUGGCAAUGUGCAUUAAGGAAACUAAAGGCAAUCCCUGACAAUAAGAUCCUGGAAAAACUCAGAAUCAGCUAUGAUUUACUGCUAGAUGAUGAUGUACAGAAUCUAUUCCUCGAUAUUGUCUGUUUCUUUGUUGGAAAGGAUAAAGAUUAUGCAGUUACAAUACUUGAUGGAUGUGGUUUUUUCUCAGUAGUAGGACUUGAGAUUCUUUCAGAUAGAUGUCUGAUCGAAAUGGACAAGGAUAAGCUGAAAGUGCAUUCAUUGAUUCAAGAUAUGGGAAGAGAAAUUAUUCGUCUAGAAUCCCCUUGGGAGCCUUGGAAGAGAAGCAGAGUUUGGAGAUACAGAGAUUCCUUCAAUAUCUUGAGUGAAAAAACUGUAACUCUUUUACUCUUUGGUGUGUUGUAAGCAUUAUAAUCAUCGCUAAUGAAUAAACAAUUGUUGUUUUUCUAUCAGGGAACUGAAAAAAUUGAAUGCCUAGUUCUUGACAA
Molecule: messenger RNA, 1777 nt
Organism: Nicotiana tabacum (common tobacco)
Lineage: Eukaryota; Viridiplantae; Streptophyta; Magnoliopsida; Solanales; Solanaceae
Product: disease resistance protein RPV1-like
Biological process (GO): signal transduction; defense response
Molecular function (GO): ADP binding
Source: RefSeq, a predicted model, not a curated record